AUGGACCUCUUAUUCAAGCUGCCUGCUGAGAUCUCAAACCUUGUGAUCGACCUUCUCGAUCGUGACAGCCUCACUAAUCUACGACUCGUCUGUAAGAAAGCACAACAUAUUACGACGCCCGCAUUCGGUCGCAAAUACUUACACACGCUGCGUGUCAUAUUCGUUUCUAAGUGUCUAAAUGCCUUGGUAGAGAUCUCUGAGACCAAGCUGCUGCGCGAGUAUGUCAAAAGCAUCUUAUGUGCGUCUCACACCCUCCGGGACUGGGUCCAUCUUACGAGGAUACUCAUAGGCUGUGAUCCGGCAUUCAGAGAGAGGAUGAUCGCGGCGCACAAACACUGCGUCAAGAAACACCAACCUUUGAUUGCAUCGGAACAGUACAUUGAAUUGAUUUCACAGGCCUUGGCCAACUUCAGAGACGCUGGAGUGCUGCCGGCCUUGGGAAUAUUCGACAACAAACACAGCAAUGCCAGUGCAGCUCCGAUCUACAAGGGCUGGAGCGGAGAACCCCACUACCGUGAACUCUUUGACACUAGGAACUGGUACAGAGCCAGCGGUGAGGUCCUCAGUGCCGUCAUCAAAGCGGCCAACCUCGGCAAUUAUCCCCUAGAGUCGAUUGUUAUGGACUUGGGUGUAGACAUGACAAUCCCCCUGGGGACGAUGGAUGCAUCANAAAAGGCGAGAAAGAGAGUUGAGCAUAUCCUCGCCAAUAUUCUCUCUGCCGCUAGUCUUUGUGAUUCCAAGCUGAGCUUCCGCUUCGAUAUCGUGUCACUGAACAACGACUGCAUGCUCUCUCGACUCGAUAUCGACUGUCAGAACCGCCGCCUCAGUUUCCAGAGCCUACAGCACUCGGAAGUGACCAACUACGCCUAUUUCAGGGGACUAGCUGAUCUGGGCAAACUAGCGACCACCCUCGGAACCAACACAUCCUGCGAGAUUGAUCUGUCUCGCUGUGAAGCAGACACAUACAUUCUCUCAAAUUUUCUCCAAGCCCACUCUGGAUCACUCAAGCGACUCAGGCUAUCUCGAAUCGUCUUCCGUCAUUCGUGUCUGCAUCAUGAGACUCGUGAAAUCGUGUCUGCAACGGACUUCCUAAAGACCUUGAAGGAUGAUCUCAAGCAUCUGGAUUAUCUCGAGCUUGAACACCUCGAAGGCUCCGAUGCUAGUUGGUCGAUUUUUCCUCUUNUUGCCAUGAACACGAAACUAGUAGGAAGACAGGAUAUUGAGUCAAGGCUGGCUAUGUGGCUGUAG
Aureobasidium musti is the source of this 1248-nucleotide messenger RNA. Lineage: Eukaryota; Fungi; Ascomycota; Dothideomycetes; Dothideales; Saccotheciaceae. The record is from the annotation of a GenBank genome assembly.